AUGCGGUCGUCGAACGGUGAUGGAGACGGCGAGAAGGAGACGGUGGAUGUGACGGUGAGCGCGGCGGGAGGCGCGUCGACGACGAGAGCGGUGGUGGAGGAGGCGGACGAGUUGAACGUGACGAACGCGCUCGUCGCCGUCGGGGUCGGGGCGUUUUUGCGGUUCGGGAUCGGUUGUCCAGCGGCGCUGGAUCCACCGGCGUGGGACUUGUUGAGUAUAUUUGUGAGUACGGUGACGGGUUUAGUGCUGAAACCGAUGCCGAUCGGGGCGUGGGCGUUCGGGGCGUUGACGGUGGCGCUGGCGACGAAGACGCUUACGUUUACGCAGGGUAUGAGCGCGAUAACGAACGAGGUCGUGUGGCUCAUCGUCGUCACGGGGUUUUUUGCCAGGGCGUUCAUAAAAACUGGCUUUGGUGAUAGAUUGGCGUUGCUUUUCGUGUCCAUCGCGGGUGGGACGACGCUUUCACUCGCGUACGGUUUUCAAAUCGCCGAGGCGUUGCUUUCGCCGGCGAUGCCGUCCACCACCGCGCGAGCGGCUGGUGUCUUCGUACCGGUCAUCAAGUCGCUCGAUAAGCGCACGCGAGAGUAUCUCAUCGGACAACAAAUCCAAGGCACGAGCGCGACGUCGACAUUUUUGUUAUCUGGUGCCGCUCAAAACUUUUUGGCGAUGCAAAUCGCACUGCAGAGCGGAAUUCCAUUCUCGAACCCGUUCAAUACUUGGUUCGUCGCGGCGAGCGUGCCCGCGCUCGUGUCACUUCUCGCUACUCCGUUCGUAGUGUUUAUGCUCGAUCCACCGGAGCUGAACGAGACCCCGGAGGCGCCCAUGGCGGCAGCAGAACGUCUCAAACAACUCGGCCCUUUGAGUAGCAUCGAGAAGAAGAUGGUCGGGUCGCUCAGUUUGACUGUGUUUUUGUGGGUGUUCGGCGUCCAGCUCGGUAUCAGCGCCGUAGUUGCGGCCAUGAUUGGCAUGUGCUUCAUGCUCAUGUUCGGCGUGCUGUCUUGGGACGAAGCGCUCGGGCAAAAAGGCUCAUGGGAUACGCUGAUUUGGUUCGCCGUUUUGGUCGGUUUCAGCGGCCAGCUCAACGCGAUGGGCGUCGUCUCCUGGUUGAGUGGAUUCGUGUCUACGUACCUCUUGAGCCUGAACUUGGGCGUGUGGGGUAUGUUCACAGCGCUCCAUGUGUUUUACUUCUUCUUGCACUACUUCUUCGCGUCUCAGUCGGCGCACGUCGGCGCGUUGUAUCCGGCGUUCCUGACGCUCCUCUUGGCGGCGGGCGUGCCACCGCCGCUCGCGGCGCUUUCGUUGGCAUUCAACACGAACAACAUGGGUGGUUUGACGCACUACGCCAGUGGACAAGCUGCUGUAUACUUUGGCGCGGGUGAAAUCAGUUUGAACAAGCUUUGGAAACAGGGCUUGUACAUGUCCGUGGUAAACUUUUUCAUCUAUGGCACCGUCGGUAUGUCGUGGUGGAAGUUCAUCGGUCUUUACUAG
Molecule: messenger RNA, 1488 nt
Organism: Ostreococcus lucimarinus CCE9901
Lineage: Eukaryota; Viridiplantae; Chlorophyta; Mamiellophyceae; Mamiellales; Bathycoccaceae
Product: DASS family transporter: 2-oxoglutarate/malate
Exons: 1
Coding region: 1-1488 (495 amino acids)
Biological process (GO): transmembrane transport
Cellular component (GO): membrane
Molecular function (GO): transmembrane transporter activity
Source: RefSeq, a predicted model, not a curated record